Molecule: messenger RNA, 705 nt
Organism: Diatraea saccharalis (sugarcane borer)
Lineage: Eukaryota; Metazoa; Arthropoda; Insecta; Lepidoptera; Crambidae
Source: the annotation of a GenBank genome assembly
AUGACUAUUGAAAAUAAUACUAGUUCAAGUACAUACUUAAGUAAUACUAACUUUGGGAAUGAACAAAACAACCUAAAGGAUCCUAUAUCUAAUAAUCAUAAGAACAAAAUUGAAAGUAGUACUUUAAAUAGAAAAGAAUAUCAAGCCCUACUGGACAGGUUCAGAAGAAAACAUAUAUCUAACUAUUCUGCAAAUGACUUUAAUGAUACAUUAGAAAAAUUUAAUGAUGUAGUCGAAGAUGUAAAUACUUACACAAUUAACAAGGCUAAUAAUAAUGAUAAAGUCAAAACCCAAACUCAUAGACACAGCUCAUCUUUCGAUGAACUAGAUAAAAAUCCAAAUGACAAAUUAAAAAUAGAUGACGCAACUAGAACGAAAUUGUUUCAUGCAUUUUUCACAACGGUGAAUAAGAAUGCUGACACAAACUCCGUUACGGAAGAAUCUGACGUUCUCGAGUUCGAGGAUAACAGUAUAUAUUUGAAUGAUAGUGAUCUUUAUGGAUCUUAUGAUAAUGGAACGUAUGGGCUCGCUAAGUCUUUAAGUGUGAUGCGGCGGAGGUUCUAUAAUGAGUCAUUAACCUUACCUGAGCGAAAACCCUCACCCUCUCAUGUUCCUUCAAUUAGAAGAGCGCUACAGACCCCGAGGCCCGACUUUAUGGAUGGUAAGUGCUUGAAUUUCUUAAAUAAACUUCUACAACUACUAUAA